This is a messenger RNA of Populus trichocarpa (black cottonwood), 756 nucleotides long. Its product is annotated as receptor-like protein 9DC3. Gene Ontology annotation, molecular function: protein binding. The coding region runs from base 1 to 693 and encodes 230 amino acids. The transcript is spliced from 2 exons. The record is from RefSeq and is a predicted model, not a curated record. Lineage: Eukaryota; Viridiplantae; Streptophyta; Magnoliopsida; Malpighiales; Salicaceae.
AUGGGUACCAAUUCGAUGCCACUUGCAGCACCAAUUGGUGCCACUUGCCUUGUUCUUGUUUUUUGCAAGACAAAGGCAAGGAUUAUCCUCAGAGUACUUGAUUUGUCAAGUAAUAGUUUCACCGGUGAGAUUCCAAAAUUGAUCGGAAAGCUUAAAGGACUCCAACAACUUAACCUCUCUCACAAUUACUUUACUGGUCAUAUCCAAUCAUCAUUGGGAAUUUUGACCAAUCUAGAAUCAUUAGAUCUAUCUUCAAAUUUGUUAACCGGAAGGAUUCCUAUACAGUUGGUAGAUCUAACAUUUCUCCAAGUCUUAGACCUUUCACAUAACCGGCUUGAAGGACCCAUACCCAAAGGAAAGCAGUUCAACACGUUUGAUCAUCGCUCAUUCGAAGGAAACUCUGGUUUGAGUAGAUUUCCAAUGCCAGAAGAAUGUAGCAAUGGCGAGGCACCACCAUUACCAUCAUCAAACUUUAUUGCAGGAGAUGAUUCAACAUUGCUUGAAGAUGGGUUUGGAUGGAAAGCUGUGGCAAUUGGGUAUGGAUGUGGGUUUAUGUUUGGAGUCAUAAUGGGAUAUGUUGUGUUUAAAACAAGAAGACCUGCAUGGUUUCUGAAAAUGGUUGAAGAUCAAUGGAGUCUUAAUGCAAGCAGAACAAAGAAGAAUGCUAGUAGAAAUGGUGCAAGAAGAAAAUAAACAAUGCAGUCAGUAUCUUCAAAGUUCGUUCUGUAAGCUGUUUCCUUUCAGAUUUUGUAAGUA